AAAUUUAAGAGAGAUCUCGCAUUCAUCUUGUCGUUGCUUGAUUCGUGAAUCAGCACAAUACAAUCAAAGUCUCUCAAGAACAAUAUGGCAGUAGUGUGUGUCAAAUUAACUCAAAAUUUCGAUAAGAUUGAGCAGGUUUAAACACGGGUGGUGCAGGAAAAAUAAACUUUUCGGUUUGAUGUUGAAUUGUUAUGACCUCAAUGCUUUCGUCAUUCACGCCACCAGUAGUUAAGCGAUUGUUAGGCUGGAAAAAAGGCCUAGACGCAGAUGACAAAUGGUGUGAAAAGGCAGUCAAAAGUUUAGUGAAAAAGCUGAAAAAGUCAGGUGCCCUUGAGGAGUUAGAAAGAGCGAUUUCUUCGCAAAACCAAAAUACAAAAUGUGUCACUAUUCCCAGGAUUCGUCCCAAUGAACUGAAUCAACAAAGGAAAGGACUACCUCAUGUAAUUUAUUGUCGGCUUUGGAGAUGGCCGGACCUCACCUCACACCAUGAAUUAAGACCGUUGGAUCAUUGCGAAUGGGGAUACAAUCACAGAAAAGACCUUGACGAAGUUUGUGUUAAUCCAUUUCACUACACAAGAAUAGAGACACCAUCAUUGCCGGCAAUUCUGGUGCCUCGUCAUACCAUUGAUGAAAAUAAUGUGUUUCCCCACUCUCUGGAAGAUUUAAGUACCUCAGUACCCGAAAAUACCUCGUUUCCUCAUAAUACCACUAGUCUAGGUUUAUCUCUACAACAUUCUGGUGGCUAUAUGGAGGUCGGAAUAAUUCCUAAUGGAACUCCGAAUGGCAUUGAAUCUCCACACAACUCUGCUCCUCCUACUGAGAGUCCGCCUCCAGGAUAUAUGUCUGAAGACGGAGAUCCAAUGGAUCCUAAUGAUAAUAUGAGCCUGCCCAGAAUAUCUCCCAGUCCUCCAGUUGAUGCCCAACCAGUUCUCUAUUGUGAACCGGCCUUCUGGUGCAGUAUCAGUUAUUACGAGUUGAACACACGGGUUGGAGAAACUUUUCACGCUAGUCAACCUUCUAUCACUGUUGAUGGAUUCACAGAUCCCAGUAAUUCAGAAAGGUUUUGUUUAGGACUUUUAUCCAAUGUGAAUCGAAACUCUGUAGUAGAACAAACGAGAAGACAUAUAGGAAAGGGAGUAAGACUGUAUUAUAUAGGUGGCGAAGUAUUCGCGGAAUGUUUGAGUGACUCGAGUAUUUUUGUUCAAUCGCCUAACUGCAAUCAGAGAUAUGGUUGGCAUCCAGCAACAGUUUGCAAAAUUCCACCAGGCUGUAAUUUGAAAAUCUUCAACAAUCAAGAGUUUGCUGCCCUUUUAUCUCAAUCUGUCAGUCAAGGAUUUGAAGCCGUUUAUCAGCUAACAAGAAUGUGUACUAUAAGAAUGUCAUUUGUUAAAGGGUGGGGUGCAGAAUACAGGAGACAAACGGUGACAUCUACUCCUUGCUGGAUAGAACUGCACUUGAAUGGACCUUUGCAAUGGCUUGAUAGGGUCCUAACCCAGAUGGGUUCUCCAAGGUUACCAUGCAGCUCAAUGUCAUAAAGAAAAGACAAAAAAAGAAGAGAAAGACUGUAUGUGUUGUCUAAUUUAAGUUUGUUUUUCGCGUUUCAAAUAUCAUCAUGAAUAUGGCAAAUAUUUAGCGAAACAAAAUUUCGGAAAAAAGUGAGAAUGGUUCGGACCUAUUCUUUUACGACUUUGACCAGAAUAUAUGCAUUUUUGUUACAUUUGGGUUUUAUAUGUUGUUUUGAGUAUAUUCAUACACUCUUCAGAAUUUUAACAGAGAAAAUUACUGUUUAGCUUUUUUAGAAAUCUAUCCUAUAAAUUUUGAUUCACUAUUUUAUAUUACUGCUAUUUCAAAAAUUUUAAUCACUGUUAUGUUGGUGUUGUGAGUAGCGUUUUUUACUGAAUUGUAAUAUAAGUGAUUAUCUUAACUGUGGAACAAAAAUGAUUAUAAAGUUAUUGAGAUUUUAUUUAAGAUGCACACAAAGAAUUAUUGAAUGAUUAUUACAUAUAUGAUUAUUGAACUCGUACAGAUGAAAUCAGUUUCUUUGAUAGAAUUUUUAAAUGUUUUGAUGUUGAUGAUUAACACCUUCAUUCAGGAGGUUUUUGACGAAAUUUUCCAAUAUUACAAUAUAUUUGAGUAAUUUGAAUCUUCAAGUUAUCGCUCUUCUUUCUUUUGUGAAAUAAUAUAGGGUCUUCUUAAAUGAUUGUAACAUUUUAAUAAUUCUAACGGUAUUGAAAACAGAAGAUUCACGAAAUUCUAAUGUUGAUUGAGAAUACAAAUGGAAGGACUAUGAUAUUUGUUUGAAAUUCUUUCAUUGAGAAGCUGCAAAGAAAAAUUCAAAGCUCACUGCAAUGCUUGAAUCAUUCUUAACAGAUCCUGUAUAAAAAUGAAAUUUUGAUAUGAACUUCGAGUUGUACAUACAAAAAAUUGGAAAGACAGACAGAUGGAUUGUAUGAGACAAGCUUGUGGAAUCAGGUAAAAAUUCAUGGAUGAAUGAAAUAUUUGAUAUUUUUCAUUUGAUAUGGUGCAAAAUCUCAAUUUUCAUAAUUCAUUAAUUUCACAGUACCCUAAGUUUAAGCUUUGAAUUAUCAGAACAUGAGAUAGUUAAUUAUGUGUUAAUUUGAUCCUACUGUUAUUUACGGCAUUGAUGGCUCUUUGUUGAAAAAGAAUUUAUGUGACUUUCACCCAAGUUAAUUAUAUUUAUGAUUGUGUUCUAAAAUUUGCUUGCUGUAUUUCUCUUUGUUAUCGAUUUUCCACAGAUGUACAAUAGUAAUAAUGGGUGACAUAUCUUUGCUGACAUUCAAUUUGUCUUAAAAUUUAACAAACCAUAAAGUACAAAAUAUAAAAUAGCAAUCGAUAAACAAACUCAGGAUACUUAAUAAAACAUUCAGUCAAUUGAAUUUGGAAAUAUUUUACUGUUUCUAUUGAUGUCAGCAAAAAAUAAUGGAGCCCUUUAUUUUUGAAGUUGUUUUUUAAAGGUGAGCAUAUAAAACAGAGAUUUUAUACUACCAUGUUUUCCAUUUUUCUUUACAUAUUUUUAGGUUUGUUACAACAUAGUCAAACUUGAGCUAUGAUAUGUAUGUAUCCUAUCUCGAAGUUAUUUAUAAUACUCUUUGGUGAAAACACCAGAAGAUAGCAGACAAGGUUGUUACACAACAUCAUAACUUUGAAUUAAAACACUAUGCAUAUAAAAACUUGAAAAUAUUAUAUUAUAUAUAGUGCUCUGAUGUAAUGAUACUCAUGUUGAAACAAACCUAUUUUCAAUUAUUUUUAAUGUGUUCAGCGAAAGCAGACAAAUCAAUAGUACAAAUAUGGGUUUCUGAGGAAACCCAAACAACACAAAUAUUUAUAUACUUCCUUUCAUGUUCAUUUCACUCUUGGAGAUGCAAGUAUAUCGCUGUCUUAUAUGCUUUGAAAUUUACAAAUGCCCAAUGAUGUGUUAUUUUGGUAUACUAUAUAGACAUAGAUACACUUAAUUUGAUAAGGCAAUUACCAAAUUUAUGUAAUUUACUUUUGACAAAAUAUACUUAUAAUCGUU
Molecule: messenger RNA, 3535 nt
Organism: Coccinella septempunctata (seven-spotted ladybird)
Lineage: Eukaryota; Metazoa; Arthropoda; Insecta; Coleoptera; Coccinellidae
Gene: Smox
Product: mothers against decapentaplegic homolog 3
Exons: 8
Coding region: 192-1535 (447 amino acids)
Biological process (GO): regulation of transcription by RNA polymerase II; cell differentiation; SMAD protein signal transduction
Cellular component (GO): heteromeric SMAD protein complex
Molecular function (GO): DNA-binding transcription factor activity, RNA polymerase II-specific; RNA polymerase II cis-regulatory region sequence-specific DNA binding; I-SMAD binding
Source: RefSeq, a predicted model, not a curated record